AUGUGGGAGCUACAGGCUCAACGCCCUCCCACCUAUCCCUCCAAUCAUCCAAAUCAAGACCUCGACGACCCUGGCCCCAGCCAAACUCCUUACGACUAUAGCAUUACUCUAGAAUAUGACGAGCUCCCAGACGAACCUACAGAUGACCUGUUUGACGCGCCCAACCCAUCUGACUCUUUUAGAAUGGCACUGGGAAGAAAUGUUGCAGCUGCAGAAAUCCGAGCGAAGGAAGCUGAAUCAUUAUUUGGUAGUAUUGUCUCCAAGUUGGACAAUCAUUGGGCCGCACCUAGUCACAACUCACUCCCUGUUUAUCAACGUUUGGCCCUCAAAAACUUCUGUAAAGAUCUAGCUGAAGUUGUUACCCAUCACUUUGAUGCCUACACAAGCGGAAAACUGGUUCAAAAAUUGAACCAAUUCCUGAGCCUUGUCGAACUCCGCAAGUGCCGGAGACUUUAUUAUACGCCAAGGUGGCUCGCCGACCCCGGGGUAUCCACACCGAAAAUAUACAUAGUUGUAGAGAUCCAGCACGUCCUAGCCUAA
This is a messenger RNA of Blumeria graminis f. sp. triticale, 540 nucleotides long. The record is from the annotation of a GenBank genome assembly. Lineage: Eukaryota; Fungi; Ascomycota; Leotiomycetes; Helotiales; Erysiphaceae.